This is a messenger RNA of Salvelinus namaycush (lake trout), 1938 nucleotides long. Its product is annotated as fibronectin-like. Lineage: Eukaryota; Metazoa; Chordata; Actinopteri; Salmoniformes; Salmonidae. The transcript has 6 exons. Gene Ontology annotation, molecular function: protein binding; GTP binding. The coding region runs from base 81 to 1793 and encodes 570 amino acids. The record is from RefSeq and is a predicted model, not a curated record.
UGGAUGUGAAUGGAGACUUGGAGGGGAAACUCUGCCAACAUGUCUACAGUCCUCUGGACGUGUUCUGCAGGACAGACCAGAUGCUGAUCUGCAGUCAGUGUGCAGAGACAAACCACAAAGGACAUGAUACCACUCUCCUUAAAAUAAAGAAAGCUGGAAGACAGCCUAAGAGUUUUGAUGGAGACCAACACACAACGUUGACCUCAGAUGAUGUGCUGCCCCCUCCUGGUGAUAUCCAGGUGCUGUUGCUGACAUUAGAUUCUGUGUCUCUGAGCUGGAGUUCUCCUCAGGGGCUGACAGGACCACAGACAUUCAGAGUGACCUGGGGGUGUGAUGGUGAAACAAGCUCAACAAGAGUGAAAGAUGUGUAUCAUCUUAAAAUAAGCAGUCUCCAGCCUGGUAAAAAGUACCAGUUCAGUGUGGCUACAGAGGGAGAAGAUGGCAGACAAAGCAGAUGGGUCUCAGCAUCUGUAUUUACUGUACUUCCUGCUCCAGACCAGCUGACUGUUGACUCAGUGGACACCACAUCAGCUGCUGUUAGCUGGAACCAGCCACCAGGAUUGGACCAAACCCAACAUCAUUACCAGAUCUCCUACCACUGUCCAGGGACAGAACCACACAUCACUACCACGUCUUCACACAGCAUCACUCUCUCUGACCUGCAAUAUGGUACUCAGUACUCUGUCACUGUCUGCACUGUGCUGGAAAAUGGAAAGCAAAGUCAACUGGUGUCAACAACCCUCACCACAGUACUUCCUGCUCCAGACCAGCUGACUGUUGACUCAGUGGACACCACAUCAGCUGCUGUUAGCUGGAGCCAGCCACCAGGAUUGGACCAAAGCCAACAUCAUUACCAGAUCUCCUACCACUGUCCAGGGACAGAACCACACAUCACUACCACAUCUUCACACAGCAUCACUCUCUCUGACCUGCAACGUGGUACUCAGUACUCUGUCACUGUCUGCACUGUGCUGGAAAAUGGAAAGCAAAGUCAACUGGUGUCAACAACCCUCACCACAAGAUUCCGACUGCCGACACAAAAUGAGGAGCUCCGGAUUGUUCUGGUCGGGAAGGCUGGAUCUGGGAAAAGUGCAGCGGGAAACACCAUUGUGGGGACAAAGAAAAAACCUUUCAGGUCAAGGUUUUCCUCUAUUUCUCUGACAAAAAACUGUGACAAGACAAGAGGGAAGGUGGGUGAGCAAAGUGUAGCUGUUAUCGACACCCCAGGGUUGUUUGAUACUACAUUGUCCAAUGAGGAGGGACUGAGAAAGAUUGCUCUGUGCAUCUCUCUCUCUGCUCCUGGUCCCCAUGUGUUCCUGGUUGUGAUCAGGCUGGGAAGAUUCACUGAAGAGGAGCGGAACACUGUGGAGAUGAUUCAGAGAUUCUUUGGUGAUGAAGCAUCAAAAUACACCAUGGUUCUCUUCACACAUGGAGAGAGUCUUGAUGAUGAUGUAACAAUUGAAGACUUCCUGAUUGAAAAUCCAGAUCUGAAAACAUUCAUUUCCCAAUGCAAUGGGGGAUAUCAUGUUUUCAACAACAAAGCUAAGAAUAGCAACCAGGUCCCCGAGCUGCUUCAGAAGAUAAACAAGAUGGUCAUGAGGAAUGGAGGAAGCCACUACACCACUGAGAUGUUCCAGGAGGCUGAGAGAGCGAUUGAAGAGGAGAAGAACAGGAUCCUGAGAGAGAAAGAAGAGAUGAUGAAUAAACGGAAGGAAAACAAACUUGAACAUGAGGCUAGAGAGAAAGCUGAGAGAACUAACAGCUAUACGGCAGAACGGUGCAAUACUCAAUGAAAAUCUAAAACAAUGAUGUACCAUCUAACAAUGCUGUUCCAUCUAACAAUGCUGUACCAUGCCCAUCUACCAUUUGUUUGACUUGAUGACUUCUAAUACUCAAAAAUGUAACUGGUUAUCCACAUCAUUAAAUGUUCUGACUACU